GAUGUACGCAGAUGUACGCAAAUAUUUCUUCCCCCCAGCCCUACUUCCUCACUUCUCACAGAAAUGGCGGCUGAAAAAGACGACGAAAUCGACACAAUCCUCCUUUCCAUCCUUUACUCAGAUCAAGAUCGUCACCAUGUAGAACAAAACACCAAACCAUCACAUGUCGCAGAAGCCUCUCCCGCUCCGCCGCCUCAUUUGGAUCAUCGCCACCACCUAACCUCCAUCAAUGCCGCAAUCGUCACCCGUGAACUCCCUUCUCAAGGCCUCUCCUUCCAGCUCUGGCCCGCCGCCACUUCCUUUUUAUCCCUCCUCGAUCGAGACCCCUCCCCCCUUCUUCUCCCUCCCCGCUCCCCUCUCCGCAUCCUCGAGCUUGGCUCCGGAACCGGCCUCGUCGGAAUCGCCGCCGCCGCCAUCCUCCGUGCCCACGUAACCCUAACCGACCUUCCCCACGUCCUCCCCAAUCUUCGCUUUAACGCGAUCGCGAACGCCGAGGUGGUCACCGCACGCGGCGGAUCCCUUGUCGUACGUCAGCUCCGUUGGGGUGUCGCGGAAGAUAUCGUCGAGAUGGGAUCGGCGCCUGCCUUUGAUGCAAUAAUCGCGUCGGAUGUGGUGUACUAUGACCAUCUUAUUGAGCCGCUAUUGGAAACAAUUAGGGUUUUUGUGAAGGAGGAGGUGGGGUUUUUGAUGGCGCAUCUGAGAAGAUGGAAGAAAAGAGAUGCAGUGUUCUUCCGCAACGCGAGAAAGUUCCUUGACGUGUUGCGGGUGCAUACUGAUCCACCGGCUACUGGCUCGCGAACAGGCGUCAACAUCUACCGUUUUACGUCGAGGAGAAGAUCACGGGAGGCUUCGUAGUUCUGACUUCCAUUCACUUUGUUCCAUUUACGUCGGGUACUGAGAAUCAAACCUUCCAAAAAGCUUCAAAGAUUUUCGGAGGAUUGUACAAGAAUGCCAUAGCAAGCCGUUCCGGAUAAUG
Phalaenopsis equestris is the source of this 976-nucleotide messenger RNA. Its product is annotated as putative methyltransferase-like protein 21E pseudogene. Bases 64 to 855 code for a protein of 263 amino acids. The record is from RefSeq and is a predicted model, not a curated record. The transcript has 2 exons. Lineage: Eukaryota; Viridiplantae; Streptophyta; Magnoliopsida; Asparagales; Orchidaceae.